CCAUUCAAGUUUAACAGGACUAAAAAGUUCAAACUUAUUACUAAAUAUAAACCUUUUUGUCACUUAAGGACUUCUCGGGGAGUUUUUUCAUUUAUAAUUCAAUGUUUGCUAAAUAUAAGUUUGUAGUUCAAGAGAGAAAAUAAGGUUUGAGCCUGGGUUUGAGAUGCUGACUAAUAUUUUCCUUUCUCUCUCUCCCUCUCUCCGGUCUUACUGAACAAAUACCGGCAAUUUCUAGUAAAUGCACACAUCAAAACUUAACUUGGCCGACUGAAUGUGGAGAUAAUAGAAUAAACAUGAGUGAAAGAAUCGCUGAUUCUAGCAAACCUGACGAUUCUGUUCCUCUAGGAGAUCCUAAGCAAGCAGGACCGGUAAUCCAGAGACCGGAGCCAGGACGAUGCGGGUUCUAUGUUCAAAGAAAGAAAAGAUACUGCAGGAUGGUUGUGAAACCAGGAGCUCAAUACUGUGGAGAACAUACUCCUCUCCCGGCUACAGAACAUCAACUGGGAAUGAAUAUAUCUGAGCUCCGAGUGCCAUGUCCAUACGACCCAAAACACACCUGUUUUGCCACAAGGAUGGAGAAACAUUUGAAAAUUUGCAAUUCCAAACCUCCUCUCACCCUACCGGAAUAUAUAGUACCUGGAGUCAACAGUGGAACAGCAAGACCCUUGGAUCUGAAGUUAAACCAGGAGAAAUUGACGAUAGGAAACGUUUCUGACGAAAAGUUGAUAAAUAUCAUUGGACAGCUAAUGUCUACGUAUAAAAAGUUUGUCGAAGGAAACAUAGUUAUGGAACCAUUAGGGCACUCAGCCAUGGAAGAGGAGCUUAGCAACCCUGAAUACGGUCCAAGCGUGCUUAAACAUUUGGUUCAGAACUCUAGUCUACUGGGGCAGCUUGAUAAGUCUGGCCUGCUGGAAAAUGGAAACACGUUUAUUGAGUUCGGUAGCGGGAGGGGUCAGCUCACAUACUGGCUUACCAGAGCAGUCUCUGAUCCUUCCACUUGUCAGUUCAUUCUAGUAGAUAAGGCCAGUCAUAGACACAAAUUCGAUAACAAGUUACGGGACUGUGAAGAUAUUGAAUUGAUUCGACUCCGAGCAGAUAUCCAGGACUUGUUCCUAGCCGGAUUAUCUCCGUAUUUAACGAUGCAACGAGAGAACGUAGUUGGAGUAAGUAAGCAUCUCUGUGGAGUUGCAACAGAUCUUACCAUCAGGUGCUUGACACAGACCCUGGAGAGCUCCUGCUCCGAGUUAGGAGGUUUACUGAUAGCUCUUUGCUGUCAUCAUAGAUGUGAUUGGAGCCCUUAUGUUGGAAAAGAAUUUCUUACUGAGCAAGGUUUUACUGAGGAAGAUUUUUCUUUGCUAACAUCUAUCACAAGCUGGUGUACAUGUGGUUCAGGGAAACCUAGAUUACUACAGGGAGAGCAAGUUGUUCUCCAAGAUGAUCAUAGAAGUCCAUCUCUAGAAACAAUUCCUUCACCAGACCUGGCUCCGGAGCUAGAAGAACCUAGUUCUACUCUGGAGAUAAACCUUCCUUGUAUACCUUCUAAAGACCGGUACGCCCGUCUUCAACUUGAUCAGGCUACCAGAGAAGAAAUCGGCCGACAAUGUAAACGAGUCUUAGAUUACGGACGUUUAAAAUAUCUUGAGGAUGUGACGGAUAUGAAAGUGAAGCUGAAGUACUACGUGAGCCCCCAGAUCUCCUUGGAGAACGCUAUGUUGGUGUGUACUCGACCGUGUUCUAGUGGAUAGUUUACAGUUACAGGAUUGUAUUAACCAUAAAAUAAAUACUAAACAUAUUGCCUUAA
This is a messenger RNA of Eurytemora carolleeae, 1801 nucleotides long. RefSeq names its product tRNA:m(4)X modification enzyme TRM13 homolog. The coding region runs from base 294 to 1745 and encodes 483 amino acids. Gene Ontology annotation, biological process: tRNA methylation. The transcript has 10 exons. NCBI's taxonomy places the organism in Eukaryota, Metazoa, Arthropoda, Copepoda, Calanoida, Temoridae. The record is from RefSeq and is a predicted model, not a curated record.